AUGAAUAUCUUUUCAGUGCUAGCUAUUUUUCUUGCAGCAGCCACUGCGAAUGGAUACUCCGGUCUCCCUCACCCAUUGGCUCUCGCAUCAUCAUUCUCCCUCAUCUACCACGAGCUCGACAACAUCAACCUUGGAAACUGCUCUCUAGCAAACGCAACUCUUCCAUUGAACGCAACAAAAUAUCCGCUGCCAGAACCAUGCAGAAACCUCACGCUCAAACAUGUUGCACUGGGCCGGGGAACUCAGAACUACACCUGCCCAUUGGAUGCUUCUUCGAACCCUCAGUCCACCAUCAAGCCUGAGGCCACGGGGGCCGUUGCUACGCUCUUCGAUGCCUCAUGCAUUGUAUCUGCAUCCGAGUCUCUUCUUCACCAGGUCCCUGGCAUAAUCAGCACCACGCCUCUUGGAUCUCUUGCUUUCAUGGCGGCUCUUGUGGCUCAGGGUACAAGGAGCACCAAUUUGAUCGUUGGCGAACAUUACUUUGAUGCUGCUAGUGACCCGGUCUUUGAUCUUAGUCUGACUGGCUCCAAUUCUUGGAUUGUUAGUACCAAGAAAGCAUCUGUUCCGGCGCCAUAUUCAACAUCAGAAUCUGGUGACGAUGUUCCGUGGCUCAAACUGGGUUACAAGAAGGGCCAGAACAUUCAGGAGGUUUACCGAGUUGUGACAUCCUUGGGUAACCCGCCCUCUACUUGUGCUGGUCAGAACUCCACAAUACUAGUCCCAUAUGCAGCAGAAUAUUGGUUCUAUGGGUAA
Molecule: messenger RNA, 753 nt
Organism: Penicillium soppii
Lineage: Eukaryota; Fungi; Ascomycota; Eurotiomycetes; Eurotiales; Aspergillaceae
Product: DUF3455 domain-containing protein
Exons: 2
Coding region: 1-753 (250 amino acids)
Source: RefSeq, a predicted model, not a curated record